Messenger RNA from Frankliniella occidentalis (western flower thrips), 1184 nucleotides. RefSeq lists its product as uncharacterized. NCBI's taxonomy places the organism in Eukaryota, Metazoa, Arthropoda, Insecta, Thysanoptera, Thripidae. The coding region runs from base 619 to 1092 and encodes 157 amino acids. The transcript is spliced from 6 exons. The record is from RefSeq and is a predicted model, not a curated record.
AGCCGGCGCGCAGCGGCAUUGUUGGCCUGAGCUCUCUCGAGUGUGGACGCGCCAUCAUGGACCUCAUCAAGGGAUACGUCAGUGACAACAGCACCACCUCGUCGAGCUCUUCAGACAGCAGCAGCAGUUCCUCGUCGAGCUCGUGCUCCACUUGCAGUGCGUCGUCAAGUUCAUGCUCUACCUGCAGUGCAUCGAGCUCCCCAGCGGCCAGCAGCAGCGGGGACACUCUAAGACUUGAUCAUAGCUCUCUUGUGCGUGAGCUGGACGCCAUGGACUUCUAUGUCGAAACAAUGUUCGAAAUGCGAUGUAAGCCGCGGUAAUGUGUUACCGUGUGGCUCUCUCUAAGAUCUCUCUCCGCGAAAAGAACACGAAACGACAUAGAGCUGUUUUAUUUCAGUCGAUCAUCAACCGCGUAGCCGCCCAAUGCGGCACGACUCGCGACAUUUUGCUGCCCAAUGCAGCCGGUUUGUAUUUUAAAGGUCGACCAGUUUUGAGGAACCACUCAACGAGUGCAACGCCCCACCUCGCAAUGAUGGACCAUUGCAGCAUCAAGCGUCCUUCGGCACUGAAGCUUGCGAUGGGUUUGAAGUUGAGCCAUGCGACAAUUUGUGUGACGAUAUGCCCUCGACGAGUGCCAUUGCUGUGCCAGACAUGCCAAUAUUGGAGGAUGUUGAUGAGGCGCCAUCGAUCGAGCCAUCGGUGCAUCAGCAAGUCGAGGUGAACGAGGUACCUGAAGCAUUCGCACCCCUGGAAGUCUUGGCUGCGGCGCAACAGGAAGCGGCCGAAGUUGAAGAGGCGUCAUCAACAAUACCAAUGGAAGUCUUUCGAAGACGUAAAACCAGGGUGCAAGCCCCACCAACCCCCGCGGCCAAGCGCCCCCUUGCUAGCGUGUCUGGACCAAGUUUCGUCGAGUCGACCCAGCGGCACCCCAUGGGGGUUGUCCCAAGUCCUGUGUUUCAUCUUCCACCCCCCCAACCACACAUGGUGGAGAUGAUUGACAAUAUUGACAUGAGGCAGAUUUUAAAUGCCAAGAGGGCCAAGAGGGCGAAGAUGGAAGGCACCAGUAAGAAGAGAGACGAAGAUCCUUUGUAAAUGCCUAUUUUGUAUUUUUUUUCUUAUUAAUCCUAAUUUUCUGUAUUUUCUACACUUGUGAUUUUCUCACUAAAUUUGUUCAAAGCAUUCCA